This is a messenger RNA of Paramuricea clavata, 2938 nucleotides long. The record is from the annotation of a GenBank genome assembly. NCBI's taxonomy places the organism in Eukaryota, Metazoa, Cnidaria, Anthozoa, Malacalcyonacea, Plexauridae.
AUGUCUGCGAAUAGCUCUAAUAAGAGGAAAAGAGACGGCUCUGUUGAGUUGAAGUUAUGUGUUAUAUGUAACAGUAGAUGCGACGAUAUUCUACACGAAGGCACAGAGAGGGGACUAGCGAAGUUAAAAGAAGCGACCAAUGCGAGACGCAACGCACCUAAUGACACGUGCUACAAUGAGGCAAUGGAUCGCAUAUGUAUUGCAUUUGACUCUUCCCUUGCCGGUGAUCCUGAACUGGUUUGGCAUAGGAAAUGUUACUCAGACUUCACUCAUAAAGGCAAAAUUAAGCGCUUGACCGAAACUGUGCAAAGCGAUAACACAUCUAAACGAAGAAGGGAGUCAUCUGAAGGCAUGCCGUCUGGUGUUUCUACUUCGGAGGCUUGCUCAACAAGGCGAUCAACUCAACCAGUAAAUUGGGAUUUAUGUAUGUUUUGUCAGGAGCCUGAUGGAAAACAGCGCCUUAUUUCAGUGUCCACAUUUAACGUGAGUAAAAAUAUUCUAGAAUUGUCUAAACUGGAUAACAAGAUGCGAGUUCGCCUUGCAGGAGUAAAUGAUCUCAUUGCUGCUGAAGGCAAGUAUCACCAAAAUUGCCGAAAUGAUUACAGUUAUAGUACAUCCAAAACAAAGAAAGAAUCAGAGAACACUGACAUUGCCUUCAUAUUCCUGUGCAAUGAGCUCCAGUAUGCUGCCGAAAAAGAACAGGUUCUUCAACUAUCGGACGUCUGGCAGCGAUAUCAGGACAUAGCUGCUGAAACAGAGACAUCCGUUCCUCAGUCGUUUUUCAGUCGUAGAACCUCAUUCAAAGAAAAAUUAGUGGAAAGGUUGGGUAGCUUGUUUGAAUUUGUACAACCGCUGGAACGAAACAAAUUAGAAAGAGAACCAUUACUUAUUCCACGGAAGUAUUCCCACGAUGUACUUGCUGAUUACUACUAUUCUACGAUUAGUAACGAUGAUAUGCUCACUAUGCCCACUUACCAACACGACGAUGAUGCAUUUCGUUCGCUAAUUCACGUUGCUCUACAGAUACGAGGUGACUUUAUUGCGACACCUGGACAUGAAGGCCUUGAUGUGGCCGAGGCCGCUGCAAUUGACUGCGUCCCCGAUAGAUUAUACAUGUUCUUGAAUGUGGUUCUUGGCGGGCAAACACUCAUAGACUGUGAUAGUGAAACCGAAGGUAAAGGCAGUGCAAAGCGCCAAACGCUGAUUCUGAGCCUCGCACAAGAUAUAGUAUACGCAGUGAGCGAGGGUAAAAGGUGGACUCCAAAGCAUAUCGGUCUUGCAAGCACACUGCAUCAACUGACAAGGUCGAAGCAUUUGGUGGAGCUUUUCCAUCGUGCGGGGCACAUUCUCAGCUAUAAGCAAGUGCUGAAGAUUGAUACAGCGCUAGCAGAGCAUACACUGCAAUCGAUGAAUAGAGACAAUGGUGCUGUAGUUCCGCCCAACCUCUCAAGUGACGUCUUCACCCACUACACCGCCGAUAACAUCGACAUCAACGAUUCAACUCUGGAUGGCAAGAAUACAUUCCAUGCAACUCAAGUGGCUGCAUGGCAAAGAGGCCCUGCACCAGACGCACAACUAUCGCAAUUAAAGCCAUCGUCAAAUGUUACUUUGAAAAUUCCAGAAGCCAUGGAAAAACUUAUACCAGCAAAUAUCAACGAGGGUAAAACAUGCCCAGUAUUUGCCGAGUGCGUCGAGAUCGAGUGGUACACAGUUGAGAAGGACGAGUCUGACAUUGCGCAGCAAGCACGCGCCAUCGAUAUGUCUUACCUUGUGACGCGACAAAACAAAGAAACACGUCCUAGCUGGUCGGCUUUUAAUCAGUCGUUAAGUAAACGGAGUGCAGAAAGCGCGGCAAUUACUACUGUGGGUUACAUGCCAAUAAUUCAGGCACCAGCACACGAGAUAGAUACACUGAACACUGUAGUGAGACGCUGUAUGUACAUCUCUUCGCAACUAGGGCAAGAAUACACAGUUCUCACAGUUGAUCAAGCCUUGUAUUACAAGUUAAUGGACCUCAAAUGGACUAUCCCUGAAUACAAAGAUAAGCUGAUCCCGCGUCUCGGUGGACUGCACAUUUCCAUGAAUUUUCUCAAGGUUAUUGGGCAGCACACCAAAGACUGUGGCCUUGCUGAAGCAUGGGCAGAAGCAGGGAUUUUAGGUAGCAGCACAAUCGAGCAUGUGAUGGCGGGAAAGGCAUACAAUAAGGGAAUGCGCAGCCACAAGUUAUCAUUUCAAGCAUUGUGGAGACUUCUUUUACCCGAGUUGCUAACAUUUCUUCGAACCAUUGAUGCAAAUCUUGCGGAUGAAAUUGAGAAGCUGUCCGAAGCCGACGACAUCGACAAGUUGACGACAACGCUGAAAACGGCAAGGUACAUGUCACACGAAUAUUUUUGGCCAAUUUUAAGUUUUCAUGUCUCCCAGCCUUAACAUUUACACGUUUCUUGUCUACUUCGACUUAUAUAUAUUUUCAAAUUUUCAGGCUUCAAGAUGUCAUGGAUAAAUUCGUAGAGGAGCGAUCAUCAAAUGCAAAUUUUUAUUUUUGGUGGAGUUAUCUGGAGAUGGUAUCUAUUUUGUUAAUGUUUACUAGAGCCCAGCGUGAUGGCAUAUGGGACUUGCACUUGUUUUCAUUCAGAUGCAUGCUGCCUUAUUUUAUGAGGUACGAUCACACAAAUUACGCAAGAUGGGGACCAAUCUAUCUCGCAGAGAUGCAUCAGUUACCGGCAAAAGUGCUUGAGGAAUUUAAGAAGGGCAAUUUGGUUGUCAAACGAUCUGCAGCCGAUUUCAACCAAGUGAGCCCAGACCAAGCUCAAGAAUGGUUGAAUGCGACUGGAAAGAAAGGCGGAGGUGUGGUGGGUAUAACCAAAACAGCUUCAGCAUUAAGCAGAUGGGCUCUCUCAUACAAUCUGCGUUCUCAUGUCGCCGCUGAAACUGCACUGAC